GUGGCGCCACAACAAACAAUCCUUAUGUAAUUUCUCUUUUCCCUUGCAUGCAAACGUGUCAAUUCGGAUUUGUCCUUUUUUGCCUCUUUUGCUGUUAUGGUGCAAUUAUGUAAUUGGUGGUAUCGUAUCAUAACAGUUUCAUGUUCGUUCGUAAUAGACGCAGUUUACCUUUGACCGGCCAGCUGUUCUUCAAGUCCACUUACGAUCCCCCACUAAUUGCGUAAGCAAUCAACAUUAUCAUUAUCCCAGAGAACAAAGGACGAUGGCACUGCGAGACGCAUUAAGGCGACAGUUCUGCUCCGGCUUGCAAGGUUAAUAUCAGCAAUACUAUAAGCACGUAUGAACGAUGAGCGAUCUAUCAGCUAUGCGAACGCCGUACCACGGCAAGGGCAAGGUUCUGCUCGAGGAGCAUCUACCAUCCGGGGACGCGAUGCAAGUUUUCAAACAUUGGUUCGAAGAGGUCAAAGGCAAUCCGUCAGUGAUCGAACCGAACGCGAUGUGCCUGGCAACUGUUAACAAGGAAGGCUUCCCGUCGUGCAGGAUGGUCCUGUGCAAAGGCUACAGUCCGGACGGUUUCAAGUUCUUCACGCACUACACGAGCAGGAAGGGACAGGAUCUGGAGGCGAACGAUAACGCUGCGGCGACUUUCUAUUGGGCGGCGAUCUCGAGGUCCGUGAGGAUCGAGGGGAAGGUCGAGAAGUUGCCUAUGCGGGAAGCGGAAGAGUACUUCAGGCAGAGACCGCACAGCAGCCAAAUCGGUGCGUUGCUCAGCGACCAGAGCAAACCGGUGGCCGGACGGGAAGCGCUCGUGCGGAUCGAGAAGGAACUGUCGGGCAAGUACGGAACGGUCGUGCCGAAACCGGAAAAGUGGGGCGGAUACGUGCUGAAACCGACGACGAUCGAGUUCUGGCAGGGUCAGACGGAUAGGAUUCACGAUCGCAUCCAAUUCAUCAAAUCGUCGUCGCAGCAGCAGCAACCGGAUAACAAGAUACUGUUUCAAGGAGAGAACGGAUGGAUGUAUCAGCGAUUGGCGCCCUAAACCAUCCAUCUCGUCCGUCCCCGUACAUAUUAGUUAUUUUUAGUCAAUUAGUUCAAAGAGAUCUUUAAUAUUUCUCGCUGGACACCGUUCGGGCACUUCCAACACGUCUCGUACUUGAAACAACCGGCCUUAUCCAUGGCCUUCUCGAACUGCCUGGUGCCACCGCCUACGCCGAAAUAGUACGUCUUCGCCGCCAAAUAUCUACAACAAAUAAAUAAACAUAAAUUAGAGAAAAACAAA
Molecule: messenger RNA, 1279 nt
Organism: Nicrophorus vespilloides
Lineage: Eukaryota; Metazoa; Arthropoda; Insecta; Coleoptera; Silphidae
Product: pyridoxine-5'-phosphate oxidase-like
Exons: 3
Coding region: 347-1039 (230 amino acids)
Biological process (GO): pyridoxal 5'-phosphate biosynthetic process; pyridoxine biosynthetic process
Molecular function (GO): pyridoxamine phosphate oxidase activity; FMN binding
Source: RefSeq, a predicted model, not a curated record